This is a messenger RNA of Saprolegnia parasitica CBS 223.65, 2882 nucleotides long. RefSeq names its product CMGC/MAPK protein kinase. Gene Ontology annotation, cellular component: nucleus; cytoplasm. Lineage: Eukaryota; Oomycota; Saprolegniomycetes; Saprolegniales; Saprolegniaceae. The record is from RefSeq and is a predicted model, not a curated record. Gene Ontology annotation, molecular function: ATP binding; MAP kinase activity. The transcript has a single exon. Gene Ontology annotation, biological process: intracellular signal transduction; protein phosphorylation. Bases 13 to 2784 code for a protein of 923 amino acids.
CGACGCAUCGUGAUGACCGAGUACCCGUCGUCGCCCGUGAGCCCAUCGGCGACGGACCGCCACCUGCAGGCGCUGCCACUGCGCUGGGAAGGCUACCUGCGCAAGCGCGGCGACUGGCUGCCGCGCUGGGACACAUACUACGUCGUCCUUAGCGGCGUUGACUUGACCUACUUUGACAAGAGCGACAUGGAGAAGAAGGUCGAGUACGUCCAGAGCAACUCGAUCUCGCUUCCGACGUCCUGCGGCGACAUGGACAUUAGUGCCGCCUUGCCCAAGUCGGCGAAAGCCAAGCCGCUCAAGCCGCGUGGCGCCCAUGUCAUUGUCGGCGUCGAGACCGAGAGCAAUGGCAAGACCAAUCACCGCAUCACGAUCACGACGUCCAGCAAACGCACGCUCCAUUUCACGACGGACGCGAACCUCGACUUUGUCAUUUGGAAGCAGAUGCUCCUCGGCGCCCUCGAACAGGCCACGCUGCUUGCGAAGCGCCAGCCCCUCGGCGGCCCGCUGCCGUACCCGUCGCCGCCGUACCUCGUCCAACUGCCCGUCAUGUAUGCAUCGUUUGGCGACAUUUGCCGGCGCGUGGGCAAGUUUUCGCUCCUGCUGCCGUGCCUCGACCCAGGGAUCGUCGUGACGUCCAACUACCCGCCGAGCGUCCCGAUGGCGGGCACAUACCACGGCCUCGGCGCGACCGCCGGCUUCCUCGCGUACAUUUCCAUCUUGCACACGCUCGUCGACGUGAGCCAGUUCCGCGUGACCCACAUGGCGCGCGAGGGCGACCUCGCCGUCGUCACGGGCAAGGAAACCAUCGCCAACACCAAGAACCAGCGGCGGUACCGUCAGAUCUGGACGCACGAGCUCCGGUUUGGCGCCGACGGCCGCGUGACGCACCUCAACAUUGUCGGCGAUGCGAUCGCGUCCUCGGUCGCGUUCUCGGCGCACGCCGACGGCCCGAUGUUGUCGCUGCCACAUGACCGCGACGAAGGCAGCAGCACGUGCCCACCGGGCACGCUGCGCGUUGUGUGUGCAGCCGCCGACGUCCCCAAGGCAAAGAAGGCUCCGCACAUCAAGCUCGGCCUCUACGGCUUUCCGCACACGAUCCUCAAGGCGGGCGCAUCGAGCCGGAAUCUGCAGCAAGUCACGUAUGCGACCAAGCCCGCCAAGUCGGUGGCACCGAUUUACUGGGCCGAGACGCUGGAUUUGUCCUUCGCGGGGGCGGUGCCCGGCACGACGGCCUUUCUAUACGUGGAGGUGUGGGCGCCAGGGCUCAUGGGCGAUGAGAUGCUCGGUGUCGCCAAGGUCAACCUCGCGCCGUACCUCGGUCGUCCGUCGAGCUCGUCGGACGAAGACAUUGCGCUGGGAUCGAUUCCAACGUGGUUUGAUCUCGUCUCGCCCGAGCACUAUGCCAGUAGCAGCCACAGCGCCAAGGCCAAAAAGGCCACGCUGGGCAAAGUGCAGCUGAGCCUCGUGUUUCUGCCCAAGGCACCGACGACGAGUGCCGCGUCGCCAGCGUCGUCGGUCGCCUCGUUGCCAGCUACAUCGUCGCCGCCACCCAUUCUUAAACGCAUGAGUUUUGACCGGCUCGCGGCGCUCCACGAGCAAUCGUCGACAACCGACGCGUCGUCCGGCUGCGGGUUGCAGCGGCAGAGUCUCUAUGAGCUGCCGGACCUCGAGGCCAUGCACACGUUUACCGUCUCGGGCACGAAAUUCCGCGUCUACAGCCGGUACCAGCUCAUCCGCGCCGUGGGCCAUGGCGCGUAUGGGGUCGUCAUUGCGGCCUCGGACCAAGUGACGGGCAACGCCGUCGCGAUCAAGAACAUUCCCAAAACGUUCGACGACCUCAUUGACGCCAAGCGCAUCGUACGCGAGAUCCGCCUCAUGCGGCACCUCGUCCAUCCCCACAUCGUGCGCGUCCUCGAUGUGAUGCGGCCGCCGUCUCUAUCUCGGUUUGAAGACACGUACAUUGUGACGGACCUCAUGGAAACCGACCUCCACCGCGUGAUCCAGUCGCACGAGCGGCUCGACGCGGAGCACAUUGCAUAUGUGACCUACCAGAUGCUCGUCGCGCUUCGGUACAUGCACUCGGCGUCGGUCUUGCACCGCGACGUCAAGCCGUCCAACGUCUUGAUCAACCGAGAUUGCCUCGUGAAGCUCUGCGACUUUGGCCUUGCCCGCGGCCUGCCACAAGACGACGCGCAGAAUGCGGCGACCGACACGGGCGCCUUGACCGAGUAUGUGGUCACGCGCUGGUACCGCGCGCCCGAGCUCCUCUUGAGUUCCAAGUACUCGUACCCGAUCGAUGUGUGGAGCGUCGGCUGCAUCCUCGUCGAGAUGUUUACGCGCAAGGCGCUCUUUCCUGGCCACGACCACGUGCACCAGCUGCAGUUGAUUGCGUCGACGCUUGGGUCGCCUUCCCCCGGCGAGCUCGGGUUCGUCACCAACGAAAAGGCCAAGCGCUGGAUGACCAAGCAGACCGUGCAGGCGCCAAAGGACUGGAAGCGAGAUGUGGCGCCCUCCGCGCCGGACGAUGCGAUCGACCUCAUGAAGCGCCUCUUGGCGUUCGACCCGACGCAGCGGAUAACGAUCGAGGCUGCGCUGUCGCACCCGUUUCUGGCUCCGUACCGCGAGGCGGCUUCGGAAGGGCUCGCCGACUCGCCUUUUGAUUUUGCAUUUGAGCAGAACAGCGACCUCCUCGACAAGCCGGCGCUGCAGCGGCUCAUCUUUGAAGACGUGUGUCAUUUCCACCCCGAAGCCCGCGCCGAGCUCGACGCGGCAACGGCAUCGUAAGCGACCAUCAAAGACAGGUUCUCGGUCGAGCGUUUAAGCGUGUGAACGGCGACGGCUUGGACUGUGGCCAUGUCGUGCAAGGUCGAGUGUUUUGUCGU